CUGUGUCCAUUGUCGAUGCACAUUCAGCAGCAGCAGCAGAAGCAGCAGUGUUUUGUGGAAAGAAAAAAAUUAAAUAUUUUCAGUUUGUAGUCUACACAGCGAGGUUUAAAAGUGAAAAAGAACGAUUCCAAUACGACGGGAAACUAAAUUUUAUUAGAAAUCCAAAGAAAUUCAAUUGUAAACGACUAGACUUGAAGUGAGCGAGUGAGUGAGUGAUUGAAAUUAUGACAGCUGAAGUGGAAAUCUAUGCCAAAAAAGAACCCCAUCUCCGUUCGCUGAAACAGUCAGGACAUGUGGGUUUCGACAGCUUGCCGGAUCAAUUGGUAAAUAAGUCAGUGCAAAACGGCUUCGUCUUCAAUGUUAUGUGUAUUGGUGAAACGGGUUUGGGCAAAUCCACAAUGAUGGAUACCCUGUUCAACACCAGCUUCGAGUCCACACCCAGUUCCCAUACCCUGCCCAAUGUGAAAUUGAAAGCGCACACGUACGAGCUGCAGGAAAGCAAUGUACGCUUGAAGUUGACAAUUUGCGACACCGUGGGCUAUGGCGAUCAAAUCAACAAGGAUGACUCAUUCAAGGCAGUUGUGGACUAUAUCGAUGCUCAAUUUGAGGCUUAUCUACAGGAAGAGCUGAAAAUCAAACGUUCUCUGGUAGGUUGCCAUGAUUCACGUAUCCAUGUGUGUUUGUAUUUCAUAUGCCCCACUGGGCAUGGUCUGAAGAGUUUGGAUUUGGUGUGCAUGAAAAAGCUGGACAGUAAGGUGAACAUAAUUCCCAUCAUUGCCAAGGCCGAUACCAUUUCCAAGGCAGAGUUGCAAAGAUUCAAGUCGAAAAUAAUGCAAGAAUUGGCCAAUAAUGGGGUGCACAUCUAUCAAUUCCCCACCGAUGAUGAGACUGUGGCCGAGACGAAUCAGGCCAUGAAUGAUCAUGUCCCUUUUGCCGUGGUUGGCUCUACGGAAUUCAUUAAGGUGGGCAACAAAUUGAUUCGGGCCCGCCAAUAUCCCUGGGGCACGGUGCAGGUGGAGAAUGAAACGCACUGUGACUUUGUCAAGUUGCGGGAAAUGUUGAUACGCACCAACAUGGAAGAUAUGCGCGAAAAGACCCAUACCAAACACUAUGAGCUGUAUCGCCAGAAGCGGCUCGAAGAAAUGGGUUUCUCCGAUGUCGAUUCGGAUAACAAACCGAUUUCGUUUCAACAAACCUUUGAGGCGAAACGUUCAAAUCAUUUGGCUGAAUUGCAGGCCAAAGAGGAGGAGGUACGUCAAAUGUUUGUGCAGCGUGUGAAGGAAAAGGAGGCAGAGCUAAAGGAAUCCGAAAAGGAAUUGCAUGCCAAGUUUGAGAAACUCAAGCGUGAUCAUGCCGAAGAGAAGCGAAAGUUGGAAGAGUCACGUAAGAAAUUGGAGGAGGAUUUCCUUGAGUUUACCAGGCGCAAGGCCCAGUUGGCCACAUCACACCACACCCUGACAUUGGGUAAAAGCAAAAAGAAGUAAGAAGUGAAAUUCAUGGAAUUCACGGAAAUUUAAGCAAAAGAAAAAGAAUAACUACAACAACGCCAACACCAAAACAAACAAACAAAUGAAGAAAUUCCAUUAACAAAGCAAAGCAGCCAGCCAGCCAAUGAUUGCAGCACAACAACA
This is a messenger RNA of Musca domestica (house fly), 1631 nucleotides long. RefSeq names its product septin-2. The record is from RefSeq and is a predicted model, not a curated record. The transcript has a single exon. Bases 225 to 1484 code for a protein of 419 amino acids. Lineage: Eukaryota; Metazoa; Arthropoda; Insecta; Diptera; Muscidae. Gene Ontology annotation, molecular function: molecular adaptor activity; GTP binding; GTPase activity. Gene Ontology annotation, cellular component: microtubule cytoskeleton; cell division site; septin ring. Gene Ontology annotation, biological process: cytoskeleton-dependent cytokinesis.